GCCUUUUAAUUUGACUUGGGUUAUUUGUUAAUUUAACUGAUUAUAAUUUUUGCGCGGUUUAUCUGUCAUGCAUCUCAUUCCUCAGUGCAAGAGAGUGAGGGGUCCAUGUAUGAGGUGGCCGGACGAUGACAGGAUAAGCGAUCUAGCACAUGAAGUUAUUGUUCAUAUCCUAUCAUUCCUGUCCCUGAAAGAAGCAGCGAAAAGCAGCACCCUUUCCCGGAGAUGGAGAUACUUGUGGAUGUACACCUACCGCCGGUGGGACUUCGACGCCUCGAAGACACUAUUCCUUCUGCCGCUGAACGGAAACCUCCGUGGCGAAAGGUACAAGUACGUGAAGUGGGUGAGUAGUGUGUUGAAAUUGCAUCGUUCUUCUCACCUGGAAGAGCUUCGGAUAAGGUUUGACCUGUCUAGGGAGCACUCGAUACACAUGCAGAGAUGGGUUAAGUUUGCCAUUGAGAAGAAGGUCCAGAGGUUUGAGUUGGACUUGUCGUCAACUCCGGGAGACACGCCAUACUCUACACAUCAAUCAUCCCUCCAGCCUAACAAAUUUCUACUCCCAAAUUUGGGACAAGUCAUCAAGAACCCUAACAACCUCAUAUAUUCUGGUUGGGAUUUGAAGAUUGAUAAUGGGGAGGCUCCCUUUUCCCAGCUGAAAUCACUCACUCUAAGAUCCGUUGAAAUUUACUCAGACGCUGUGGAAUAUCUGUUAUCCAACUGCCCCUUGCUUGAACAUCUAUGCAUUGAAAGGUCAAAAGCAAUGGCUUUCAAAAUUGUUGGCCCCCCAUCUUUAAGGUUGAAGUCACUUGAGAUUUUACACUGUCUUCGUCUCGUACAAAUGGAGAUCUAUGCGCCAAACCUCGAAUCGUUCGCUUAUGUCGGAAAUAUGAUUCAGGUUCCUUUUAAGCACGUUUCUAAUUCUAUCUCCGAUCUCACUCUGGGGAUGGACUAUGGUUUAAGCUUUCUAUCCUACCCGAAAAGACACGUCCACUAUUUUAAGCAUGUCAAGAAACUAGCAAUAGACUAUUUUGGUGAUGCGGUACGUACGUCUGUGUAUUAUUUUUAUAUGUCCAAGUUUUCGAACUUUUUUAGUCCCAUUUCAGGAACUUUACCUUUAAUUUUAAACAUUAAUUAUUCGUAUCUAAGAAAUAAAAGCAUCAUAGUCCUAUUUUGAAAUACACAAACAUUUUAACCCAUAAUUUCCCUAGUUUAUAUUUUGACUUAUUCUCAUCGUUUGUUAGAGGUACCGCAGACGCAUACCAGAAAACUUUCCAAAAAUGAUUUAUUUGAAGCAUGUGGAAUUGAGAUGGGAAGAAGCCGGUCAUGCUAGCCUUGUCUAUCCUUUGACUUUGGUAAAGGCAGCUCCGUCCUUAUGCACGUUCAAGAUGGAGGUUCGUUUCUCAUCCUUAUUUACUCGGUAUAAUUUUCAAAUACGAAGGUGGAAGCUAAGCCUCUAACACACUCUUUCAAUAUUUUAAAGUUUGUUAUAUUUGUAAUUUUUUUAAUAAAAUACUCAAUUAUCUAUUGGAGCUCCCAAAUACCAAGGUCAAAAUGCUACUAGCACUACAAAAAAACACACGGAAUUGGCGGAGAUUUGAAAACAAAUCAGGAAGGAUUUGAUAGGGCCAAUCCUAUGACCUUUUUGUAGUGUACUAUUUCUACAAUAUUUAUUAGUGCUUUUAUAUUCUCCUUAAUUAUUGUGUCAAAGUCUAUUGCAGUGAUUUUAAAAUAACUCGUCAUUUGAAUGAUAGACUAUGUGGAAACUAAUUUAGGCAUUUCACAAGAUUUCUAAACUAAUAUAGGAGUUUCACAAGAUUACAUGGAGCGGAGCUUUGAAGCACACUAGUCGUCUAUAAUCAUUAUAUCUUCGUCCGUUUUUAUUUAGUCAUCUUUGAAUUUUCCAAUCAAAUAUGAUAAAUUUUGGUCCAAUAUUAUUUUAACAUCAUUGACUUCAAAAAUAGUGUUUGAUUAAAUAAAAAUGGAGAGAGGAGUAUUAUAUUGCUUUAUGAUAACAGAGAAUCAAGCUAGAGUCCGACUAGUAUGUAUGAUAGGAUGAUUAAUGUGCAUAUCAGUCGUUGAAUUUAUUUUGAUAUAUCUCUCUCAUGCCGUAUAUAUCUUUUCAUUUUGCAUUGGGCAGAUUAUUUUACUGGGUGCGGGGUGGCCGAAAGCCAUGGUACGUACGCACUCCCUAUGCUAGCUGGAACCUUGAAAGAAAAACUAGUAGCACAAAAUUCUAAAGCAUAUGACAUUUAGGAAGUGUUUGCAAUUGCUUCAACUUUAAAAAAAUGAUUUUUAAAAGUAAUUUUGGGAAAAGUGAUUAAUAGUAAAAGUUGGUAGUGUUUGAGAAAACAGUGAUUCUGAAAAAGUAAAAGUUGGUAAUGUUUGGUAAAAUAAGUACUUUUUGUGUAAUAGAAAAAGUGAAAAGCAGUUUGAAGCACCCUUCUACCUGCUUCCAUCUUUUAGCUUUUAGGUGAUUAAUUUAAGCAGAAGCUGUCAUUUGAAAACACUCUUUUUAGCUUUUUUUAAGCCAAAAGCUGAAAAACGCUUUUUUAAGCAACCGCAAACACUACUUUAGUCAAAUAGCCAAAUAGGGGAUUAUCUAUACUUGCUUAUUCUUAAAACGGAAAUUGCCCUAAAUAGGACUAAUGAGUUCCUUGAAAGCACAAAUAGGACUACUACUUUUUAAAUUCCCUAAAUAGGACUAAACAUAGAUUUUCUACCCUAAAUACCCCUAAGAGUAUUAAUUCAUAAUGAAAUGCUUUAAUUCAUAAUAAAAUCAUAAAAAAACGUAAAAAAUAUUUAAAAAACGUAAAAAAAUUAUAAAAAAUUUAUAAAACAUUUAUAAAAUAAAAAAUUUAAUUUUUAUUUUUAUAAUUUUUUUUUUAAAAAAUAAUAAAAAAUAGUAAAAACCCAUAAAAAAAUGAAAAAAAAUAUGGAUACAUUUCCCACCGCCAUCCGCCGCCUCCCAGCACCACCACCUCCGAUUGGUGAAAUUUCUUCCACUUUUGGUAAAAAAAUGCCAUCUUUUUCUGAAAAUGCCAAAAAGAUCGCAUAAUUACUCUUCAAUAUGCCAACAUUUUCAUUGAAUAUGCCAUCAUUAUGGCAUUAUUUAAAAUGUUGGCAUAUUUUUCUCCGGUGAUGGGAGCUGGUGGUGGCAGGGGCGGUAAUGUUUUUUUUUUUAAUUUUACGAUUUUUUUUUAUUUUUUUUAAUUUUUUUUUAAAUUUUUUUUUUAAAUUUUUUUAAAAAAUAUUUUUAUUAAUUUUCUAUUAUCUUUUUACGAAUUUUAUUAUUUUUUUUCGAUUUUUAUUAUUUUUGUAUGAUUUUAUUAUUAAUUAAGACAUUUCACAAGUUACAAGGGUAUAUUUGGCCAAACACACAUAAAUAGUCCUAUUAAGGGAAUUUAAAAAAUGUAGUCCUAUUUGUGCAAUUUUGCCACUUUUUAGUCCUUUUUAGGGAAUUGACUCAAAAAUAUAAUCCUUUCAUGACAUUAGAGCAUACUCCAUACAUUUUAACUGAAAUGUGCAGUAUAAAAGGUACGAUGUGAUGUUAUUUGUACCUUUUAUUCCGCACAUUUCAAUUUCACCUAAUGCACACUUGAGUUUAAAUUUUUAUUCUGCACAUUUCAGUUUCACCAAAUGCACAGUUCAGUUCCACAUAAUACAAUCCAACGGUCCAGAUUCAUUCUCAUUUCUGUCUUGGGAGUCCGUUC
Messenger RNA from Cuscuta epithymum, 3707 nucleotides. NCBI's taxonomy places the organism in Eukaryota, Viridiplantae, Streptophyta, Magnoliopsida, Solanales, Convolvulaceae. The record is from the annotation of a GenBank genome assembly.